Molecule: messenger RNA, 366 nt
Organism: Microplitis mediator
Lineage: Eukaryota; Metazoa; Arthropoda; Insecta; Hymenoptera; Braconidae
Product: ankyrin repeat domain-containing protein 2-like
Exons: 1
Coding region: 1-366 (121 amino acids)
Molecular function (GO): protein binding
Source: RefSeq, a predicted model, not a curated record
AUGACACCACGAAUGGGAAGAAGAAAAUUCCGUUAUCUCAUCCGCGCUAUUGAAUCUCAAGACGAAGAGUACAUAAAUAAAUUAAAACCCGAAAAUCUCCAUAUUAAUGAAGCUCGCCCAAUUCUCGGAAAUCCUCUACAUAAGGCGGCACGAGUCGGGAAUUAUAGAAUUUUUAAAAAGUUAAUAGAACUUGGUGCUGAUAUAAACCUACGACUUUCAGCAACUGGAACACCGAUACUUCAUAGCGCCAUGAUAUCCUGCAAUUACGAUAUCGUAAAGUAUUUGAUUGAACAUGGCGUAGAUGUUAAUGCCAUGUCGAAAAACCAUGUUAGCGGUAUUGUAGAAACUGCAUUGCACUUGGCCUAG